GGGAGAAGACUCAGAUGGGGAGAAGGGGAAGGGAAUGGUAGGUGAUCACAGAGGUCCUGGGAGACAACUCAAGGACUCGGAUUUUGUUUGAGUAACACAGGAAGCAUUGCAAGUGACAAGUGAGCAGAGGUAUGGCAUGAUUUGACAGAUUUUAAAAGAACUGCUCCGGCUCUUGUGCUGGCAACAGACUCCAGUGGGGCAAGGGAGAAGCAGAAACUGCUAGGAGGCUACUGCAGUGAUCCAGAAAAACUGCUUCUUGGAACAACGAGAAAAUGUUGAGAAGCUGCUGAAGACCUGAAAAUAUACAAACUUCUGUUCUAAACUGGACCCUCCUACUCUUAAACUCAAUUUGAGAUAUACUCGAUGUUGAAGAACGCAAGAUGAACAACAGACUGGCACUUUUUCCAAGUUAAGAGCAUGGCUGGUUUGGACAAGUUCAAGUGAUAAGUAAGCAGGAAGGGUGCCUAUUAGCAUCGGCAUGUAAGUGAUGACGGCAGGUGUGUUAAGAUGAUGGUGCAUCAGGAUGUGACAGGUGUUCAUUUCCACAAGACCACUCUGGAUCCAGUUCAACAGGGAGGCCUUUAAGAGCACUUCCAAUCUGAGCUAAAACACAAAGCUGGAAACAAGAUUUUUGACUGAUCCUUGAGACUCUGAAGCUACUUUCCUGAUUCUUAUGUAACACCUGUGUCUACCAUCUCUGGAAAAGUAGACACACAAUAUUUCAGCAGAGCAAGAACAUUUAAAAGAUUCAUUUCCGCUGUGCCACGACAAGAAUUCCAGGAGAGAGCUUCUUGAACGCUCCUGCACACAUAGCUGAUACGCCACCUACUGCAAAACCGAGCUGACAGCGCAGGCGAUGCUGCCAGCAUUUCCAUUCCAUCACCAGGCUGGGGCUGAAUAAAGGCGUGUUUGUGUGGUAGUGUUUCUUUUUUAAAAAUCUCAAAGCCAAGAAGAACAAGCUGCAAUUGCAUUUCCGAACAUGGAGCGUAAAAUAAACAGAAGAGAAAAAGAAAAGGAGUAUGAAGGGAAACAUAACAGCCUGGAAGACGCUGACCAGGGCAAGAACUGCAAAUCCACCCUGAUGACCCUCAACGUUGGUGGAUACUUAUACAUUACUCAGAAACAAACACUGACCAAGUACCCAGACACUUUCCUCGAAGGUAUAGUGAACGGGAAAAUCCUCUGCCCGUUUGAUGCCGAUGGUCACUAUUUCAUAGACAGGGAUGGGCUCCUCUUCAGGCAUGUUCUAAACUUCCUACGAAAUGGAGAACUUCUACUGCCCGAAGGCUUUCGAGAAAAUCAACUGCUUGCACAAGAAGCAGAAUUCUUUCAGCUCAAGGGACUGGCAGAGGAGGUGAAGUCCAGGUGGGAAAAAGAACAGCUGACACCCAGGGAGACUACUUUCUUGGAAAUAACAGAUAACCACGAUCGCUCACAAGGACUGAGGAUCUUCUGUAAUGCUCCUGAUUUCAUAUCAAAAAUAAAAUCUCGUAUUGUUCUGGUAUCCAAAAGCAGGCUGGAUGGAUUUCCAGAGGAGUUUUCAAUAUCGUCAAAUAUCAUCCAGUUUAAAUACUUCAUAAAGUCCGAAAAUGGCACUCGGCUUGUCCUGAAGGAAGACAACACCUUUGUCUGCACCUUGGAAACUCUGAAGUUUGAGGCCAUAAUGAUGGCCUUAAAGUGUGGUUUCAGACUGCUGACCAGCCUGGAUUGUUCCAAAGGGUCAAUUGUUCACAGCGAUGCACUUCAUUUUAUCAAGUAAUUACCUGUGUCAUGAACAAAGGCAACAAGCAUGCAGCCAGCAAGCUUCGGAAAACCACAGCAUCAGAGGCACCCCAAAUAACGUGCCCAGCUAGCUCUGUACUCAGAGCCCUGCUGCUAAUCAAUUACUGUGAGCUAACGGUAUGUAAAUCCUAUUGCUAAAGAUGUCCUUCUCUAGGGUGUUCUGCAGAUCAGACUCGUACACUUAAAGUGAAAACAGUGAUCCUCUACAUAGUGUAAAUAAAGACUGAACGCUUUUGCUAUUUGUUUAUUUUUCCUUAAGCUGUCGUUCAAUCAGAAUGUCUUGGGUACUUGCACAAUGAACAAGCAUCAUGUACGUUAUCUAUCGUGCUUUUAAAUAAAUGGUAACAAAAUAUUUUUAAGGGACUAUAGAUUUAAAUCCCUUCUAUUUAUGGCAAAAAUCUACGAAGAAACUGCACUGGCAAAAUUAACCAUUGAGAGCAAGAUAGAUGUGCAGAUCUACUAAAACAGAGCUGUGGUGAAACCAAGUGAGACUGUAAGAAGGUAUUAAAGCUGUGGAUUUCAUUUUUAAUGGUAGGCACCAAAAGCUUGUUCCUAGUUCCUGUAUUUCAUACUAGAAUUAUAGCUGAAUUGAUAUAUUGUUGAAAAUUCCUAGAAAACUGCUUGACGACAAUAAAAAAAAUGAAAGUGCUACUAACUUCUUUGCGUGUAUUAAUAAUUUAAAAAGUUUACAUGUGCCACUUUACCUUUUGAUGACUUCACACAGUAUUAUGCAUUGAUGUGGUCA
Messenger RNA from Sus scrofa (pig), 2527 nucleotides. It is a transcript of the gene KCTD4, whose product is annotated as potassium channel tetramerization domain containing 4. NCBI's taxonomy places the organism in Eukaryota, Metazoa, Chordata, Mammalia, Artiodactyla, Suidae. Gene Ontology annotation, molecular function: protein binding. Gene Ontology annotation, biological process: protein homooligomerization. The record is from RefSeq and is a predicted model, not a curated record.